Molecule: messenger RNA, 2361 nt
Organism: Penicillium nucicola
Lineage: Eukaryota; Fungi; Ascomycota; Eurotiomycetes; Eurotiales; Aspergillaceae
Product: DUF3435 domain-containing protein
Exons: 4
Coding region: 1-2361 (786 amino acids)
Source: RefSeq, a predicted model, not a curated record
AUGUCCUCGAAAUACGCUGACGCCGAAUUGUCGGAACAGGCUUCUGAGGGUGAUAGUGACUCAUCUUGUGUGUCUUUUCGACCGGACUGCAGCGAUAGCGAUGAAUCAGACGCCGAUCAAGCACCAGAGUCGACAACCCAGACUUCACCUAAGCCUUCACGGUCUUCUGAACAAUGCGAUGGAGUCUCCGGCAGCUCCAAACCCUCCGUGUGCGGCCCGGCCCGCUCUGGGGGCUUGCCAAAUUUUAGUGACGAUCCAGAUGAUGACACUGAUGAGGACAUUGCAAACAUUCCUCUCGACUAUGGGCGUUCUGAGAAAACUAAGGUUCGCGGGGUUCGAAUUGAGCAACGCUGGCACAAGUACUGUCGAGUGAAGGUCAAAACCCCUAAUGCGCUUUCGAAAUGGAACGAUCCGACGGAGGCUCUUCGACAGGUCACUCCCAAUGAUGUACAUCGGUUUCUCAACUACUGCCUGAAACUCAAGUAUGGCGAAGGUGGUAGACAUUUGAAGGGAACAACGAAAGCCAGCGCCCUUAAAGCUGAUUGGAAGACUUUCCGAGGCUAUUUUCGAAGAGUAACCCGUACCAGGAUCAGUCCUGAAGAUAGUGAAGAGAUAAAUGCGGGGAUUCGGAAACUGAUCGACAAGUUCAACCUUAACCAACAAGAGCGAGGCAAAGAACCGGUCUAUGUACAGGACUUGACCGAAUUGAAUGAGACCAUUCUUCGAACCCAGGAAAGGCGGUUUCAUUUUGGAUACGAGCGUAUUCAAAUGUGUCUCUUCAGCAUGCUUGGCAUUUACACCGUGAAUCGACUGAGUGCCCUGCUUUCGUUACAAUUGAAGCAUCUACAGUUCUCUAUACAGAAAGAUCCUCAGGGUGGCCCUCCUGUGCUUCUGGUGGAGAUCAGGUCAGAGCACACGAAGCAGUUCCUCGGGUCUGAAGCAAUCAAUACUUUUCCAUUCCCUGAAAUCAUUGACGACCCAUCUCUUGUCUUCAGCCCACAUGUAUUUAUAUUUGGUAUACUCUUCUGGCUGCAAGCUUUUGAGUCUCCGGGUCUUUCAUCUAUGGAGAGACUCCGAAGUCUUUUUGUUCAAGGCGGUCGCCAACAGAUGCCGCUCCCAUUGAAACCUGAGGUCGAGGAUCAUUAUCUUUUUUGCAAGACGGAAGUCGUCAACGGCCAUCCGGUUCUUCGAUGGGAUCAACACAUUGUUGAUGUUACCAUGUCCGCUCGACUCAGGAAUCUUGGAGAGAUUCACGGUUGGCUUCACUCGAUGUUUGCGCAUCGUAUGCGCUAUGGAGGCGGAAAGAUGUUGAAUAAUAGUGACGCGGUCAGUGAAGCCCAGCAGAAUCUGAUCAUGAAGCACGCAGAUUCUCGCACCUUUUUAAAUCAUUAUCUUCCUCGACAUGUUGACACGGACAUGCAAAAUGUGAUGAACGGUCGCAAAUCCAACAAAUCUCUCAUGCGCGCAGUCACCCGCAUGAGCAGGUGGAUCGAUACGAGGCGGCCUCGGCACCUGACAGCCGAGCAACGGGCGUCGAUCUGUGAACAUCCAGAGUAUAUCGAAGCGGUUCGCCAAUUGGAUGAGCAAGCUGAAUUUUGCAUCCAUGACCCGAGUGAGGAGAUGCGAUCGCGACGUGACAAACUCGCACGCGAAAAGCUUAACACGUUUGGCCGGCUGGAGAGGGCAUUGAGACAGAAGAUUCGAAAUGAGUUUGACCGCAGACAGGCGAACAUAGACAUUGAGCGGCAGCUUUCCGGAGCGGCUAUCGACGACAAGGAAGCGAAGGACGCACUGCGAAAAGACAGUAUGUUGCCAGAGCAGAUCAAUCUUCUUGAAAAGCUUUUCACCUGGCCAACUUCCAAUUCAUUGGAGGCGGAAUGGAAGAGACGAAAUGCAGCUGUCGUCGCAAUCUCGCAAUACUGUUGUCACCUUGAAGGUGGACCGCUACGUGGCCGACGCAAGCGGCCGGCUCCAAGCGAGGGGUCUGAUGAAGAGCAGGCAGCAACAGAAGUGCGAAAAACGACGACAACCUCCGUCCCUCCUGAAAUGUCGCAAGAUGACUUCCUUCUGGAGAAGGCGGGGAAGUAUAUCCGGAAGGCCAAGAAACCUCGGCGAUGUUUUCAAUGCUAUGGCGAUGCCCUGCUUCCUGUUCAUCGUCGAACGCAGAAAUAUAGUGAGUACAAGUCGACUUUGCGACACUUCCGAGAAAAGCACUUGAAGGAUCGGAAAUGUCAUAUGUGUAGCGAGGAUAUCCUACACGAAAUGCAUCUUCGUAGGCACGCCGAGGAUGUUCACCGUCUUGCCACUAAUCGCAACUACUACUCGAACGAAGCUACAGGGUCGGACAUAGAUACUGAUUAG